AUGCGAUUAAUGUUGCAAAUACCACAUGCCAGGAAGAUGAAUUCGCAUUUUAGGAAAACGCUGAAUCAUCAUGCAGAAGUGGAAGAAUGCCUGGUGCUUGAGGAGAAUGCUCUGUGCCCUGGAGUCCAUGAGUUAAACCCGAAGUUGGGUUUAGUAUUCAAAAUGCAUCACCACCAUCGCCUUGCUACCGGAAUACUUGUUAGUGACCAAAUGAUCGGGCUUUUUGUCACCUCAAAGGCGACACCGGAGGCAAUACAGCAGGAAAGAGGAUGA
This is a messenger RNA of Sphenostylis stenocarpa, 273 nucleotides long. The record is from the annotation of a GenBank genome assembly. Lineage: Eukaryota; Viridiplantae; Streptophyta; Magnoliopsida; Fabales; Fabaceae.